Messenger RNA from Fomitiporia mediterranea MF3/22, 1392 nucleotides. RefSeq lists its product as uncharacterized. The record is from RefSeq and is a predicted model, not a curated record. NCBI's taxonomy places the organism in Eukaryota, Fungi, Basidiomycota, Agaricomycetes, Hymenochaetales, Hymenochaetaceae. Bases 1 to 1392 code for a protein of 463 amino acids. The transcript has a single exon.
AUGUCCGACCGCACCCGCGAUGCAACCUCAGUCCCUCUACCGCUCGAAGUUCUGCUGCCAGCCGUGGUGUCUGUUCUUGUGGUCUUUGUUCUGUCAUCUGUGCUCGUCCAUCAUAUCUAUCUCAUUCGUAGUUCCCAGGCCAAGCGUCUUACCAACAGUUCCAGCCUACUAUUACUGUCAGAUCGCGAGGCGAACCGUCAAUGGCUGGAUGACCUCAGACUCGUCAAAGGGCUCGGUUUAGGAUGGAAGGCGAAACGAACCUGUAGCCUCAGUUUGGACGUCAAAUGUCGAGGAGAGGGAGACUUCGAAGAUGAGUUUAUCCAGGCUCCCCUUUCGCGUCCGCAAGGCGCUUUCUUUCCUGAAUGGCGCCGUCACUCAUCGAUUCUAUCUGAUGCCCGAAGAAUGCUGAAUUUUAGCUGUACUCUACAAAGUUCGCUCUCGCUGUUUGGAUGGUCAACACGCACGCGUAGCGAUAUGGUCAUCCCGGAAAUCCAGAUUACGGUACCGCCCACAGCAGUCUCGGCGACUACUUCGCUUCUCCCACAACACCGCAGAUGGUCGAGUACAUUCAGACACGAUAUCGGACUUGCAACAAGCGUGAUACCUCAGCUUAAAAAACAAGAUCAACACGCUGACACCCAUUUCAUGCCUCUUAUUAAGCAGGAAAGGACAUACGCUCCUGUCGGCUCACCAAUUGGUGAGACGCGGAUUGCCCUCCCUUCUGUGCCCUGCCGCCCAGUCUUCGCUUCUCCGAGAAUGGUCGCAACUGACACUGAUCGGAUACCAUGGUGUCGUACGCCAUUAUCCCCAAUUAGCGAAGAGCAAGGAUCACGUUGCUCUAGCGCUAGUUCCAGUUCGACCGUAGUCAGCUCAAUACUUGAUGAUGGAUACAAAGACAACGACAACGACAAAGGCAGAUCCACUUCAAAUAUAUCAACAUCUAAAACAGAACGUAGCUUGGUGUCUUCUUACGGCCUUGCUUUGCUACAGUCAUCGCACUCGCUGUUCUCGACGACAAGCACUUCGACUGAUCUCCUAAAUAUGAAACCCGCCGACCAUCCUAAUUCGGCUAUUUAUACUCCGCGUUCACAAUCCGAAGUCCGACUUGUGGCUAUGACACGACCUCUAGCAAGUAAGUCUACGGUGGCCCUCGCUUAUCUUGAUUCUGCGUCUGCUUCAUCUGUCGGUUCUGCCUCAACUGUCUCCGAGCUCUCUUACGUACUUUGUCCGCCUUCUGUUCAAAGCCGCACUGGAGGGACACAGAACUCACAACAGGAUCUACCUAGCUUGCUUGAAUUUCCUUUGUGUGUCCCAGGGUCUGUUGCCACCACCCAUACAGGCUCUCUAUCCAUCAAUCAAAGUCCACCGGCCAACCGCUCUUCGUCCCAUUAG